AUGCUUAAACCGAAGAAAGCGAGGGAUGACUCUUAUUUAAGAUGUAAUGUUAAACUGAAAAUUCUAAGAACAAGAAUGGUUAAAGCAGUUGCUAAGUGUAGCACACAAAUCCUAGAGGAUUGCAGUGACUCUGAAAGCGAAAAAAAACAAGAAAUUUCAGAAGAUGAGGUUAACAUAAGCGAUCAGGAAACUAUAUACAGUGAACAUGAUUCUGUGUCCGAAAUAGAGCAAAGUGACGACUCCUCCGCAAGUGAAUCUGAAGAGGAAACAAUGAAAAAUUAUUUCUACGGUAAAAACAGAUACAAAUGGAGCAAGACACCUCCACAUCCGUCUCGUAUUCGACAGCACAACAUCUACGAAGAGCGCGCUGGUUUGAAAGGACCUGCUCUUAGUAAAAACGAAAUGUCACCAGUAGAAACUUGGGAACUUUUGAUUACCGACGACAUUACCCAAGCUAUAGUGUAG
Molecule: messenger RNA, 465 nt
Organism: Parnassius apollo (apollo)
Lineage: Eukaryota; Metazoa; Arthropoda; Insecta; Lepidoptera; Papilionidae
Source: the annotation of a GenBank genome assembly